Molecule: messenger RNA, 1425 nt
Organism: Diachasmimorpha longicaudata
Lineage: Eukaryota; Metazoa; Arthropoda; Insecta; Hymenoptera; Braconidae
Exons: 5
Coding region: 1-1029 (342 amino acids)
Source: RefSeq, a predicted model, not a curated record
AUGUCGGAAACCUCACAUCCAUCUCGCGAUCCAAAAAAUCUCAGCGAACCAUUCGCAGUCAUCGAAUUUCUCGAGAAAAACGAAAAAGGGCUACCAUGCAUUGAUUUGGUGCCGAAAAAAUGGUUUAAUAGUGCAGAAGAAGACACCUGUAAAUUCCCACCGACAACUGAAUAUCAUCUACUUGACGACUACUUGGAAAAAUUGCACUCGCCCAAGGACUCUUGGCAAAGUUAUCCAUUUUGCUUCAUCACCGGAGCAGCUGAUUUGGAUCAGGGUCGCAGAAGAUUAAAAAAGGCCCAAGUAACUCUCAACUGUGAGACAACCGAUGGUGAAAAUGAUCGAAAGGGGGGGAGGUCCGAAACUUCCUCGAAAGCAAAAAUUUCAGCAAAACCCUUAACUGCAUCAAAGUCUCAACUAAACAACAUCUUUAGUACUAAAAUCCCGAUUCCACCUAGAAAUCAAACUCCAAAGUCUGGUAUACAAGCAAAACCAAAGACAAGAUUUCAAAGCAUUUACCAGAGUGGAUCUGACUCUGAAGACGAAAAUCAUGAUUGUCUUAUAGCUAAUCCUGAGGAGAUUCGAGCCUCAAAGGCUCAAAAUAAUUCUGGCUUUUUGCAAAUGUCGAGUAAAUCGCGAUCUGUACCAACAGGUGCAUGUUUAUCAUUUAAACAGCGGUCAAGGAAGAAUAUUACUUUGCUUAAAGACGUCGAAACUGAUGAAUCUGAGAGCAAUGAUUCCUCCGAUGGAAUUCUGCAGUCACCUACAAAAUCGAUGGACUCAGCGAGAAAUACAAGAAAAGAACUUCAUUUGACACCUCCUUCACCACUAGUCCAUAACGCUUCAGGUAACCGAAAAAGGCGUGCAUCGUCUACUACACGCGCUGAAGACGGAUUGAAUUCGAUUGUGAGCCCAGGAACUCCAAAAACUUCACGAUCAAUGAUGGUACCCCUGCUAAGAUGCCAAAAAUGCUGGGACCACAAAACCAGUUGUCAUCUAGUCAUUAUGCUGAUAAUGAACGUCGAAUCCUGAACUCCCUUCGAGAUUACUUUGAUCAGCAAUUAGAUGAAAAGCUCGAAAAUUUAAGACGCAGGAUGGCUUACGAUUUAAAGCAGUCUAUGAAUGAGCUCAAGACCACAAUCAUUGGCACUAAUCUAGCCCCAGCUUCUGGUCCUAGCUUGCUUGAAAUACAGAAGCAGAUGUCUACGCCACUACCAUUUGAAAUGGAUGAUAAGUUCCAGGAAUACGAAGCGAUAUUGACAACGGACCCAAAUCUCGUAGAAACACUGGUAAUAUAUCUGAAAUUGAUCGUUUUUCUUCUUUUUUAUGUAAAAUCAAUAAAUUGGGCGGUGACACAUGCACUGGGUUCGUUUUCUGGUGAUGAAAAAAUCUUUCAUCACCGGGACUCAAGUCUACGUCACUGGAACG